AUGAUUUUCUCAAUAUACUUUUUAAAGUUUAUUCAUUUCAAAGAAGCUUCUCAACGAGCGAUGCCCGGAAAAAUUGAGAUGAUGACUGCUGGCAAGCACAAAGAGAAUAUAAAGGAUUAUAACGACGUCAAAGAUGAUAUCGAUCUCGAUGAAGAAAAGAAUUCUCAGAAAACGGGCUCCAAAAAGACUGACAAGGAUAUUAAAGAGAAGGAGAAGGACGGCAAAGAAAAGAAGAAAGACGGCAACAAGAAGGGCAUCAAAGAGAAAGAUAAGCAAGCCGAUAAGCCCAAAGAAACGAACGAGAAAGCCAAUGUGCCCGAAUCUUCAGCUGAUACAGGAACAAACCAGGAUAGCCACGCUAGAGAGAACAAUGAAUCCAGCAGCGCAAUGAAACUGAGACCGAUGGAGAGCACCAUGAAGCCAGCCUCAAACGACUCCGCUCCAGCUCCUCAACGCGAACAACAAAUACAGAAGAAAAAGAAAUGCUGUUGCACCACCAGCUCGAAACGACUUGGCGCUUGGUUAAGGAAAAUGGGCGGACAAAGGCUAGAAAAAAAGGAAACGAGACCUGUCGAGGGCAUCAAGAUCAGCAUUGAAGAUUUAAUGGCGUCAGCCGGCAAUCAGCAGAAUUACAAUCUCCACUCGGGAGGUGAUCAACCACAAAAAGCUCGCAUACAGUCUUGGGAUUUUCCGAAAGCGGUUGAGCGGUUUAAGAAAAACGAAUAUGAAGGGGGGAAUUUGGAUGAUGAUUGUUUCGUUGGUCCCGUGGCGCCGAAGAUGACUACUGAGAAGGAUCUCAUCGAUCUCAACUAUGAGGAUCCACAUCAACGAUCGGGCAACUCGUUAUUUGCAUCACAGAUAGACGAGAAUCAAGCCGUUGACGCUUUCAUGAUGAGCACUUCUCCAAAUCCUUCUGAACGAAAAUUCCAGCCAAUUGAAGAAUACAUUGAACAAGACCUAAAUGCUCGAAAACGCCGCGACGAGACUGCGAAUGCCUGUAAAAAUGAGAUGAUGGGCGCUUGCAUGGGUGAAAGAGGCUUCAACGCAAAAGCCGGCAAUUCAAGCGGAAGUGAUAGCUGGAGUUCCAUAAACUCUGAAAAUGAUGAAUUGUAUGGAACUGACCGAAAAACGAUUGCUCCUCAAACCUGGAACGGAAAUGAUUCUAUCAGAUUUGGAAACACUCAAACUUAUCAAUUCGCUUCUACUCCGACCAACAACAUUCUCAUCGAUUCAAAUCUUCCAGUCUCCGGUUAUUAUCAUAAGAAGCCACUUUUGGACGGAGCUCAGGAAAACCGCUACGCUCAACAGCUGGGACUAUCAACACAAGAAGUGAAGGGAAAUGCUGAAAAUCGGCUUCUUCGAAAGGAUCGUUUCGGAAAGAUGGUCAAGACGCGGCCAGUGAAGAAACUUGAGCGAGAUUCGACUUAUGUCGCAAAAAGAGGAGCAUCUGUGUUGAGCGAUCACGAUAUUAACAAAAUCUUGGAACUUUUGGAUGAGCCUGUCAUUGCAACAACAAAGAAAAAUCCCAGGAAGAAGAGUAAGAAGGUGAAGAUAGCUGAAGAGGCAACUUUUAAGCAAAUGGAUGAGGCGGUUGACCAAGAACUAGUUGAAAUGGCUAGAAAUUCACCAACAUUACUUACCAGAACAGACGCCAAUGAAAAAACCGCAGAGGGAACCGACUCGUGUAUUUAUGAGACUAUCGAGGAAGCGGAAGCUAAUGAGCUUAAAGCUGCUUUGCAAGCAUCACUAGCUAUCCAAAAUGAAGUCUCAAAGAAAAUGCAAGAGGUGAUAAAGCCUCGAGUCUCUCAACAGAUUGGUUAUGCUUCGUCGGCAAAACAAACCGCUGCGAACACCUUCAUUACGCGGACCGAAUCUUUUCCAUCAUUGAGUGAGGCUGUUAUAAUGAAGAAUGAUGUGAGUGGAAAACACCAACACUCUACUCCAAUCAAACCAAAGAGUGAAUUUCUUCAUAAGAAGUCUUCAAAGAAAGGAAAAGACUUGCACUUGGCUACUAGAGAUGUCUUAAAACACUCACUUGAUGAAUCAGAUCAAUUGAAAGUGCUCAUUGUUGAUGAGGAUCCAUUGACACCGAUUGGGGACAUCACUCAACUGCAUGGAAUCACUUUCUUUUACGAUGAAACCCUUGAACAGUCGAAUGGUGAUAUUGGAAAACAACAAGGAGUGGAGGAACCAGUCGACGAGUCGGGCAUUGGAUCUUCUUACAACACGCCUGCUAAAGAACAAAAUGAGACUGUUGAAGGAAUAUCUUCAAGUGUGACCUCUUCUUCUGAGCCCAUCAUCCAAGCGCCAGCAGUCAAAUCUUUGUUCUCCAAUCUUUCCAAAAAAUCAAACGCUCUGUAUCAAAGACUCACAGGCGCAUGGAAUGCAUUCCAACACACUGGAACAAAGCCAAUUGUCUAUGUCUGCGGAAAAGAACUC
Molecule: messenger RNA, 2439 nt
Organism: Mesorhabditis belari
Lineage: Eukaryota; Metazoa; Nematoda; Chromadorea; Rhabditida; Rhabditidae
Source: the annotation of a GenBank genome assembly